AUUGUAGUUCAGUCAGUCAGUCGUUAGCAAGCCGUUCGACAUGACGCAGCACAGUCACACGGCCAUCGAAUAUUGGAGUGAGUUCUUCCGGAUGUAUCGCUCGAUGCCCGAAUUGUGGCUGGUGCGAAGCACACUGUAUCGGGAUCGCAAGCUCAAGGACGAGUCCUACGGACGACUUUUGGAACUAAUGCGGGAGUCCGAUCGCUACGCCAAUAUCCACACAUUGAAACGAAAGAUAAACAAUUUUCGGACGUCGUACCGCCGCGAACUCCGAAAGGUCCUGGAAAGUGAUAACACCUAUGUGCCAUCGCUUUGGUACUUUAAAGAGCUCGAUUUUCUCUAUGAACUGGAAACGGGGGAACUCCAGUUGGACAACGAGGCGGCGGUUCAAGAUCAGGAUCGAAAAUUACUGCAGCAUCAUGAAAACCUUUCGGAAUACCAUACCGAAACGGAACCGGAAACCCUGGAAUAUAUGCAGCAGCAUGAAAGCGAAGUAGAAAACUCCGGCAUGGGCGUCGAUUUAACCGAAGGAUCAGACGACGAUCAGGUGAUCCAUCAUCUGGAAAGCGAAGACGACGAUAUUUUUUCGGAGCCCUUUGCUACCGAAGAGGAUGUACUGCGCAUCGAGGCCGUCGGUGAUGGCGAUGGGGAUCCGGAACCAGAAGCUAACCAGGAACCCGAACCGGAAUCUAUAACGUCUCUGGCACACCUCAAAUCGGAACGCAAGGCGGACGAUUAUCAGGCAACAUUUUCGGGGAGUAGCAAGAAUAUGCCGUAUGCCAAUCACGCCAUCCCCUCGCCACGAAAUAACUCGGAUUCGGUGGGCAGAGAAGUAACCACGGAUAAAGCUGGACGGCGUAUCCGUAUCCGGCGAAGACGCAGCAGCGAUUACGGGGAGAUAGCGAGGAAGCGUCGGGUCGAGGAGAUUCCGGAUAGAGAUACGGAUCGGGAUCGCGAUCGGGAUAGGGAUCGGUAUCGGGAAAGAGAUAGAGAUAGAGAUAGAGAUAAUAGGGGUCGUGAAAGUGAGAGCGAGAACGAAUGCGAGCUGAUCGGAAGGCGCAUGGCCACCCACUUCCGGCAUAUGCGACCGGAUCAGCGGCUCUACGCCGAACGGAUAAUCAGUGAAGUGCUAGUCUACGGCCGUAUGAAUCGUCUUUCGUUCGAGGCCCGCUUUAUUCCUGGCGGAAAAUAGGUUAAAAAAAAACAAAUCAAAUACCUUAAAUUUGUAUACCCUUAAGGAGAAAAUAAAAUCAUAACUUCGUUGUUUCUUUACAUAUGUAUA
This is a messenger RNA of Drosophila rhopaloa, 1282 nucleotides long. RefSeq names its product serine/threonine-protein kinase fray2. Lineage: Eukaryota; Metazoa; Arthropoda; Insecta; Diptera; Drosophilidae. The record is from RefSeq and is a predicted model, not a curated record. Bases 41 to 1192 code for a protein of 383 amino acids. The transcript is spliced from 2 exons.